Rotaria sordida is the source of this 492-nucleotide messenger RNA. The record is from the annotation of a GenBank genome assembly. NCBI's taxonomy places the organism in Eukaryota, Metazoa, Rotifera, Eurotatoria, Philodinida, Philodinidae.
AUGGGACAAACGUAUAUUCUUGUGGUUACAACUCAUAUCAGCUCCGAAAUAGGAAGUUUCUCAGUCUCCGCUGAUGGACCCGGCUCCGUCGGUCUUACGUCCAUCACUCCAUCAACAAGUCAACCAAUAAUAACAUUAUCUACUGCACCGCCAAUGUCAUCAUCCUUUGCGGGUGCACUGUCAUCCAGCAGUCCAAUAUUCUAUCGACCUAAUAGUUUCUCAGAUGUUACAACACAUUCAGAUUAUGAAACAGCAAGUUUCUCAAUCUCUGCUAUUGGACCAGCCUCUGUCGGUCUUAUGUCGAUCACACCAUCAACAAGUCGGCCAAUUGUAACACCGUCUACGGCACCUUCUGUAUCAUCGUUGUAUGCUGGUACACUAUCAUCUAGUAGUCCAGUUUUUAUUCGACCUAACAGUGUCUUCGAUGACUACAGCUACUUUCAGGCAAUACAGCAGACAACAUUUGUAACUUGUUUUAUGUAUCGAACUUAA